AUGGAAGAGUACAAAGCCGAAUGGAAACCCUUCUUCUAUCCAGACCCAGAGGAUGGCGACCCAGAUCCCCCAACCUGGGAUGAGAUUCAAAUAUUGCAGGAAUUUGUUGAGCGUUACGGCACUGCCAAUGCAGUUCCAGUAGAUGACGCUGCUCAUCGCUUCAUGUCACUUCGUAACGAAGAUGACCUGAUUCAAGAGCGCCAGAGUCAAGCUGUGGAUAAAGGGGAGCGCGUUUCAUGGCUACUUUGGGAUGCUGCUAUUGAGAUGCCGAACUAUCAACCCGCUAUUUUGAAGCUGGUAGAGGCAAUAAGAGCUCUUCCAGACCUUGAUAGAACCGAAGAACAGGUUCGCACGUCACGCUUCCAGGAUCGGCUGGAAGACUGGAGGAACUUGGCCGCAUUCAAGGACAUUUGGGAAGAGACUCAUGACCGUUACUGGGAAAUGCGAUACGGUAUCUACCCUUUUGAAGGGUGGUACACUUUUCACAGUAGCAGCGCUUUUUGUGCGCAUUAUCUUUCCGCAUAUCCACCGCAUGGCCCUGGUUCACGCGAACUAAGCAUAGCAUUGCGAAUCCCCGUCUUUGCAUUAGAACAGGAGCCGUGGAAAUACGGGCCGGUGCCACUUCCGCCGCCCUCGCCGUCGCUCUUACAGCGCUAUCACCUUGUAGAUGGCCGCGUGGCUACGAAUUACAUCCUUAUGCUGAAUACUGAUGUUCAUGCUAUGGUUCCUUUUUUUGAGAUUGCAGGGUCCAUUAUUUUCAAGUUUGUAGGAAAGAAGGACCUCACCCUUGCUGAAGCAAACAAAAAGCCCGAUUGGAAUCUAUGGAAAGGAGACUCAUCGUUCUCGAAGGAGCGGUGGGAUUUCUGGAAGGAACGACUGCAAUGGAUCAGCGAACAGAAUGAGCUGAUGGAACGGACUCGAGACGACGCACAGAAACUGGUAGAAAUUAUGCAUAGCAUUGAGCAACAAAGCCGAGAGAAAAACUCUGCUCGCUAG
Penicillium roqueforti is the source of this 996-nucleotide messenger RNA. RefSeq lists its product as uncharacterized. The record is from RefSeq and is a predicted model, not a curated record. The transcript is spliced from 3 exons. Bases 1 to 996 code for a protein of 331 amino acids. Lineage: Eukaryota; Fungi; Ascomycota; Eurotiomycetes; Eurotiales; Aspergillaceae.